Molecule: messenger RNA, 393 nt
Organism: Pelobates cultripes (western spadefoot toad)
Lineage: Eukaryota; Metazoa; Chordata; Amphibia; Anura; Pelobatidae
Source: the annotation of a GenBank genome assembly
AUGGACAAUACCAAUCCAAUUACUGGAUGCAGAGGAGACAAACAUUCCAAAGAUAAACAUGAUCAACGCCCAGAAUAUACCAAACAUUCACAUCACACCAACUGGAGACCACGCGAGCAUCAAUAUCAACACACUCCAGAUUCAAGGGUCCUUUCUCCAGAUCAAACAAAGGGCAUAUCCACCAAUAUGCCUGAUAAAGAUAAGAGGGACAAUCAACCUACCUCAACAAUACACAUGGAUAAUGAUUCUUUAGAGAAGCGGGAAAGGAUCCCCCCCAAGAAAUUUAUGAUGGACUUCAGGUCUCCAGACCUAAGGAAAAAAAGAACAAUAAGAGAAACAGAAGAAGAAACAGAGUAUCAAGAGGAUCCCAUACAGCAAAAAAGGAAGAGAUAA